GAUUCCAUUUGACUCAUAAUUUAAUUUGUACUAUCAUAUGGUAAAAUAGUAAAUGUCUUGAACCAUAUUGAAAAGCACAGUUUCCAUAAAUCAUAGUUCCAAAGCCUCUAACUCCCUCACAUUUUUUCUGCAUUUGCAUGGUCCCAAUUCUGUCAGCUUUGAUGUUGACUGACCUCUCUCUAUUUAUUCCAACUCCAAUUCCCCCAAAACAAUGCAAAAACUCAUUUCAAUCUUUCACCUUCUUGAAAAAUGUCUCAUCAAAGCUUUCUUGUUCUUGGAAUUAUGUUCUCCAUGAUUUCACAUGUUUAUGGUUAUGGAAACAAUUGGGGUUGGAUUAAUGCUCAUGCAACCUUCUAUGGUGGCAGUGAUGCUUCUGGCACAAUGGGUGGGGCAUGUGGAUAUGGAAACUUGUAUAGUCAAGGUUAUGGGACUAAUACAGCAGCACUUAGCACUGCAUUAUUCAACAAUGGUUUGAGUUGUGGUUCAUGCUAUGAAAUUAAAUGUGCAAAUGAUCCAAAAUGGUGUCUCCCUGGCUCCAUUGUUGUUACUGCCACUAAUUUCUGUCCACCUGGUGGUUGGUGUGACCCUCCCAAUCACCAUUUUGAUCUCUCUCAACCUGUUUUCCAACACAUUGCUCAAUAUAAAGCUGGUAUUGUUCCUGUUGUUUAUAGAAGGGUAGCAUGUAGAAGAAGAGGUGGAAUAAGGUUCACAAUCAAUGGUCAUUCAUAUUUCAACUUAGUCCUUGUGACCAAUGUUGGAGGUGCUGGUGAUGUUCAUUCUGUAGCCAUCAAAGGUUCAAGGACAAGAUGGCAAGCCAUGUCAAGAAAUUGGGGACAAAAUUGGCAGAGCAACUCUUACUUAAAUGGACAAAGUCUUUCAUUUGUAGUCACCACUGGUAAUGGUCAUAGUAUUGUGUCAUUUAAUGUUGCCCCACCUAGUUGGUCCUUUGGACAAACCUACACUGGAAGACAGUUCCUCUACUAACCAACCCUUUAAAUGCAUACAUUAAAAAAAAUGCUAAGCCAUAGUUGAAUAGUGUAGAUGUAUCAAUCUAUGCAGCACCGACAUCUCAUAUUGAAGAUAGUCGAGUAUUUGACAUGUGUCGGCGGUGUGUCCAAUAUCUAACAAAUGUUGGUAUGGGACAUUGAUAUGAUCACACCCGACAUAUAUAGUUAUAUUCAACCACGUCUAUAUUUUAAAUUAUUACCGGUAUUUAUGUGUUUAUGUCAGUAUUGUGUUCGUGUGCGUGGCAAUAUUUGGCGCAACUAAGAUGGUUUAGUCCAUGUAAUAUGUGUUGAUUUAUAUUGUUUUAUUUUUUUUCUUCCUUUUUUUCAAAAGGAAUUGUUUCCAUAAUAUAUGCUAAAUCUCAAGGGUACUUAGUUUUGAAAUA
Messenger RNA from Trifolium pratense (red clover), 1390 nucleotides. Its product is annotated as expansin-A10-like. Gene Ontology annotation, biological process: plant-type cell wall organization. The record is from RefSeq and is a predicted model, not a curated record. The transcript has 4 exons. Gene Ontology annotation, cellular component: extracellular region. Bases 250 to 984 code for a protein of 244 amino acids. NCBI's taxonomy places the organism in Eukaryota, Viridiplantae, Streptophyta, Magnoliopsida, Fabales, Fabaceae.